Messenger RNA from Phytophthora sojae, 1098 nucleotides. RefSeq lists its product as hypothetical. Bases 1 to 1098 code for a protein of 365 amino acids. The record is from RefSeq and is a predicted model, not a curated record. Lineage: Eukaryota; Oomycota; Peronosporomycetes; Peronosporales; Peronosporaceae. The transcript has a single exon.
AUGUUCAAGUACAAAAUUGAGUGCUACCUCGACAACGUAUCGCUUUUGGGCUAUUUCACUGGUAUUUCCCGUGCUGUAAAGAAGAUCUACUACGAAGAUACAUGUCAAGGCUACGCGCGGCUUGCGGCAAAAGUCAACAGCUUGAAAACUACGAUUAAUCGGUCUUCAGCAAGGUCUGCGGCUGUUUCGCCCGAGUCUGGGCCAGCAACAAACGCAAUUUGUUACCGUGCUCCGAGUUACUGGAGAGCAUUUGUAAAGAAUAUUUCCUCAGGAGUCCCGGCACUUUUGGCUACAGGCUUCGUCCAUGGCUUAUGUCGGCAGCGAAUUGUUGAUCGAGACACUGGGGUAGUUACUGGAUUCGUUGUCGGCAGUAUUGUGUUCAAACUGACCAUUCAAGAACUCGCCAAAUACUACAUCAUGAGGAAGCACGUACUCAGCACGCGCACUAUGUGCGUCAUUGUGGGUAUUCCGACCGUCAUGAUCGAUACGCAGGCUAGAAUAAUCCUGUUGGGAAUCAGCAACAAGAAAAUCGCUGCAAUAGGCGCAUUGGUGAUGGCUCUGAUUGAAAUUUCGCUGCGUGUUGGGAAGGCUAAGUUUGUGAGGUGGAGUAUCUCGCAUCGAGAGAAAACAUUGCUGGGUACAAUAGCGGUAAGCUCUCGACGGAGUUCGAUUGACGGUCCGAGAAGCGUUAGACCCUCUCUAUCGGCAAUGCACGUUGAGUUUGAGGUGUGGCAUCGGCAGGUGCAGGUCUUCCACACCGCUGAACUCACCGCAGAUAUGUAUGCCGAAUACAUCGCCAUUGGGUGCUCGGCAUCUAUUCUGUUUUUCUAUUGUGGCAACCCUCACUAUUCGCUGCUGAGGAGAUCCGACACUAUGGAAAAUGAACUUGGUGUGGUGGAUUGGCGUACGAAUCAAUUAUAUUUGCUGGUAUUUCAGGUGGGGGUUGAAAUUGUCGUCGACUACGUGUCCAUAGUGCUAGAGAUGACGGCUGGCAUCGAGUUCGAUCAUAUUCAGCAUCUCGAUUCGUUUCUCGCAGCUCUAUUCAUGGUGACUGCAGUGAUGAAUAUGAUCAUUUCAAUCGGCGUUUACCUAAGUUGA